CGCACUGACAGUGCCAGAGGCAGCUCCACAAAACAGAUCGGAAACAAUCGCCCUCCCAUUCCACAACCCCUGGCCCCUGAAACCUCAGCUGCGAUAAGAUAACGCCUUCAGCAUCCCGAACCAACCGCUCCUGAGAACAUCGAGGCAUCGAGAACGGGCCCGUAAGGGGCGGUGACUGCCCAAAUGGCAGCCAACUACUGGGAAUCGACACAGCGGAAGCACUGGCAGUUCACCAAGGACGAGCUCGCGGCCAUCCGGCAGCGCCUCGACGAUGAAGACCCGGCCGUGGUCCAGAUGUUCCCCUUGCCGCAGCUUCGUCAUCUGAACAUCUACUUCAACCAGCAAAUCAACCGCCUCGGCAAGCGUCUCGGCGUGCGCCAACAAGCCAUGGCCACGGCCCAGGUCUACAUCAAGCGCUUCUACACGCGUGUCCCGAUCCGGCAGACGAACCCGUACCUGGUCAUCACGACGGCGCUGUACCUGGCCUGCAAGAUGGAGGAGUGCCCGCAGCACAUCCGGCUGCUCUCGCAGGAGGCGCGCUCGCUGUGGCCGUCCGAUAUGCACGGGCUGGACGCGCCCCGCGUCGGCGAGUGCGAGUUCAGCCUCAUCUCCGAGAUGCAGUCGCAGCUGAUCGUGCACCAGCCCUACCGCACGCUGCUGGCCGUGCAGGACCAGUUCGCGCUCACCCACGACGAGAUGUCGCUCGCCUGGACCGUCAUCAACGACCACUACAUGACCGACCUGCCGCUACUGCAUCCGCCGCACGUCGUGGCGCUCACGGCCGUCUUGUUGGCGCUCGUGCUGAGGCCGAGCAGUAGUGGAGCGGGCGCUGCCGGCGGCGGCGGGAGUGCCGCGGCGGCGGCGGCGGCGGCGAACGCGGCUGGAGGGGUCGCCAUGGCGGCUACUGCGUUGGCGCAAGCCCAGGCCAGAGCGGCGGCUAUGGCGGGCGGCACGCCGGGUUUCGCUUCACAGGGAUCUCAGUCGCAGCAGAUGGUUUACUCGCAGGGGGCCUCGCAGGGAGAGGGCCAGGCGGCGGAGCCGAAGAAAGCGACGGACCCUCGGUUGGCCAAAGUGCAGCGCUUUGCCGCGUGGCUGGCAGAGAGCAACAUCGACAUCGAGGCCAUGGUCGACUGCACCCAGGAGCUGAUCUCAUUUUAUGAAUGUCACGAGCAGUACAACGACAAGCACACGCGGGAACAGAUCAGCCGGUUCAUCAAGGCACGGAGUCUGGACAAAUGAGAAUCCCCAGCGGUUGAGAGAUUACUUCUU
This is a messenger RNA of Chaetomium strumarium, 1269 nucleotides long. RefSeq names its product cyclin-like protein. The record is from RefSeq and is a predicted model, not a curated record. The coding region runs from base 184 to 1239 and encodes 351 amino acids. Gene Ontology annotation, molecular function: cyclin-dependent protein serine/threonine kinase regulator activity. Lineage: Eukaryota; Fungi; Ascomycota; Sordariomycetes; Sordariales; Chaetomiaceae. The transcript has 2 exons. Gene Ontology annotation, biological process: positive regulation of transcription by RNA polymerase II. Gene Ontology annotation, cellular component: mediator complex; nucleus.